This is a messenger RNA of Neltuma alba, 2506 nucleotides long. RefSeq names its product two-component response regulator-like APRR3. The coding region runs from base 170 to 2296 and encodes 708 amino acids. Gene Ontology annotation, biological process: cytokinin-activated signaling pathway; phosphorelay signal transduction system. Gene Ontology annotation, molecular function: protein binding. The transcript has 7 exons. NCBI's taxonomy places the organism in Eukaryota, Viridiplantae, Streptophyta, Magnoliopsida, Fabales, Fabaceae. The record is from RefSeq and is a predicted model, not a curated record.
UUCUCUUUUAAUAACUUUCGUCUCGCUUACGAGGAUUUCUUUUUACCCUCGCGUUUUCGUUUUUGUCUGAUACUCCUGGGAAUCCGCCUAAGGCUCUGCUCCCGCAUUUGAUUCCAAUUCUAUAGAGAGAGGGUGAAAGUGAAAGCCUGAAAGUGGGUGGUGGGGAGAAAUGGGUGAUUUGAAAGUACUGGAAGCGAAGGAGAGUGAGAAGGAGAAGGAGAAGGAGAAAACAGAGGACGAGGAGGAAAGUGGAACAGAGAGUAAAGAGGGUGAAUUGAAUGGUCUGAUGAGGUGGGAGAAAUUCUUGCCCAAGAUGGUAUUGAGGGUUCUCUUGGUUGAAGCUGAUGAUUCCACCCGCCAGAUUAUCACUGCGCUUCUCAGGAAAUGCAGCUACAGAGUGACUGCUGUUCCUGAUGGCCUGAAAGCUUGGGAAAUGCUGAAGGGAAGGUCGCACAAUAUUGAUCUAAUACUGACAGAAGUAGAUUUGCCUUCCAUAUCUGGCUAUGCGCUUCUGACCUUAAUUAUGGAGCAUGAGAUUUGCAAAAUCAUUCCUGUUAUAAUGAUGUCCUCGCAAGAUUCGAUUAGCACAGUAUACAAGUGCAUGUUGAAAGGUGCUGCUGACUAUCUUGUUAAGCCCAUUAGGAAAAAUGAGCUGAGGAAUUUGUGGCAGCAUGUUUGGAGAAGGCGAUCAUCAAUAAUCAGUUUAAAUGGUCUCCAAGAUGAGGGUGUUGCUCAACAGAAGGUUGAAGCCACUGCUGAAAAUAAUGCUGCUAGUCGUUCAAGUGGAGAUGCCGCAUGCAUUCAAAAAAAUAAGGAAUUAAUUGAGAAAGGAAGUGAUGCUCAGAGCUCCUGUACAAAGCCUGAUUUGGAAGCUGAAACUGCCCCUACGGAAAAUGUUGAAGAAUUUGCUCAUCUAAGAUGUGGUGACUCGUGUCCGAGUGAUGAAAAGAUUCAGGAGGUUGAAACUUGCAUUCAUUUAGGCCUCACAUCGAUUGUGCAUGAUAAUCAUGCUGGAGGUAAAUUUCUAGAGGCUAAAUGCCUUGGUGUUAUAUAUUUAUUCUACUUUACAAGGAAGAAUCUAAAUUGCAGCAACUCUUAUUCAUCAGGAUCAACUUUGGGCAUCUGCAAAAAUGGUAAGACAGGCACAGCUCAUGGCACCAAUGGCUGUCCAGAGAAUAGGAGUGCUAGUAUCGGUGGUGAAACUCAUGAUAAUCACUAUGUUCAAAUUAGCUCUUCCCAGGAAGCUAUUGACUUGAUUGGAGCAUUCCAUGCUCAUCCAAAAUGCAGUCCCAAAAGUUCCACAGUCAAUUGCACGGGCAUGUUUGACUUCUCUCCACAGUUAGAUCUUUCCUUGAGAAGAGAUCAUCCCAGCAGCUUUGAGAAUGAAAUCUCCAAAGAUAGGCAAACCCUCGUGCAUUCCGAUGCCUCAGCUUUCAAAUGGUAUACCAGCAGACAGUUGCAAGCACCACCAACAGGUCUCACUAACUUUUGUGAUAUAGAAAAAGAACAGGGAACAAAUUGUGACAAAAAUAACUCUUACGUUGCUACUGGCUAUAACUCAGAUAGUUCAACACCGAGUAUGCAAAGAAGUAUUGUGUCACCCACUACGGCCCAAUCUAAAGAAUCUAAACUCGCAACUUCAUUCUCAGAGCAGCCGCGUUCCCUCCCAAUUCCAGUAAGGGGAAUAAGGUUCAACGAUCUAUGCAAAGCCUAUGGUUCUGUCCCUCCUCCUAUGUUUUCUACGCGGUCAGAUCCACCAUUAGGGCCAAAUCCAACAUCUGCUGUGUCUACCUUUCAAGCGAAUGCAUAUUGUCUGUCUAAUGGCAAAAAUAGUUCAGAGCAGCUUUAUGAAGCUCGAGGUCAAAGUGGAAAGAACCUUGCAAGCCACAUUGUUUAUGUGCAGGAUCACAAGUUGGAACAUGUGGAAGAUCGAGGACAUAUUUCUCCUGCAACCGAUCUAAGCAGAAGCAGUAGUUUCUGCAAUGGAAAUUUGAGUCGCAUGAACAGCAUUGGCUACGGCAGCAACUGUGGAAGUAAUGGCAACGUUGAUCAGGCUGUCAUAGUCAGGACUGCAUCAGAGGUGAAGAAUGAAGAUCUCACAAACAAUGCAAAUUCUCAUCGAUCCAUCCAAAGAGAAGCAGCCCUCAACAAGUUUCGUUUGAAAAGGAAAGAGAGAUGUUAUGAGAAGAAGGUUCGGUAUGAAAGCAGAAAGAGACUUGCAGAGCAGCGUCCCAGGGUGAAAGGACAAUUUGUUCAAGUGCACCAUGAACCUCAGGCUGCAGGCAAAGAUGGCUGAGAAUAAGAGCACCGUUGUUAGUAUAAAUAACUACAAAUUCUUUUUUCUUAGGAGUCCUUGAAUACCGGGAACACAUGAUCUGUAUAUGCUGUCUAAAGUCAUUUCCUGGUUGACCCUUCUUCUAAAUCUUGACAUAUAAUGUACCUAAUGUAACAUAUGACCGUUAUUAUAUUCAGUUUUAGAGGGAUCUGCCUGGCUAAUUAUUUAUUU